UCUUGAUUUGCGACUCGGGUUGGAGCAGAAACCCGGUUGGUGGCAUUUCAAGGAUUAAAAAAAAAAUCCAAAUCAUAGGCUUUUCUAGACUUGUAGUUAAGCAAAGCCAGCCAAGCGAUUGAAGCAGACGUAUUAGGCUUACUCACUCACCUCUGCUUCAUUUCUCUCUCUCUCUCUCUCUCACACGCUGUUCCUAGUUUCUAAAGCAAGAGCAAAAAUGACAAAAACUCCAUGGCUUCUCUUACUUUCACUUCUCUUCUUCUUAGCUUCUGCUGCAGCUACUCAAAUAAAAGUGACCAAUAACCCUGCUGAUCAGUUAGUGGCUGCACUUGACAACAAUAGAACUGCACAGAAGUUGAAAUCCCUCUAUGACAACCGCGGCCUGGCCUGCAUUGCUUUGCAGUACAUAAAAGCCUACCAAGGUGAUUGCGGUGCAGUAGGAGGGCCUAAUGGGAAGAAGCCUGCUGAAUCCGAAUUUGCUCAAACUUUUGCCCCCAACUGUGGUGUUCUGGUCUCAACCCUCUCUCCUAUUACCGGUCGUUUACUUGGCUGCCAAUCUCAUUAUGUUGAUCCUUCUAAAGCAUUUUCAGAGAUCCUGAUGAAGAACAACAAAAGCUUAGAAAUAAUUUCCAAUAAGACUCACACUGAAGUCGGAGCUGGAGUGACUGGCACCGAACGUGGGGCUCCCUAUUUCUGGUGUCUCUUGUUCAGUAAUGGCAACACCAGCAGCAGCUUUGCUGUAGAGGGAGGGGUGGCUAAGGUAACAAAACCUGGGUGCUUUAGUGGUGCUAAUGAUGAAUGCAGUGGUGCUUAUGAUUGGUCUCAAACCCGUCGUAUAUGGCCAUUUGUUGCCACAGCUUUGCUAGUAGUGGGGCAUGCCUUUGGAUUCUGAUCAAUUUUUUUUUAUCAGAAACUAUUUAUCACUUGAUUUGGGGGCCUCUUGUGUAAUGCUGUAUUGAUAUUUGAUAGGCCUGGCCUCUCUUAUUCAAUUUAUGUUUCGUAUUUUUAUUCCACAGUCAUUGUAAGUGUGAGAUCCAUCCUAUUGAUUUUCUUCAGUUAUAUCUCCUUCUUUUGUAAACUUUUUAUAUUACCUUAGCUGCUGAGGGCAAUUUUUUCUUAAUGAAAUUAGAAGUAUGAUUCUGUUAA
This is a messenger RNA of Quercus robur (English oak), 1146 nucleotides long. RefSeq lists its product as uncharacterized. Lineage: Eukaryota; Viridiplantae; Streptophyta; Magnoliopsida; Fagales; Fagaceae. The record is from RefSeq and is a predicted model, not a curated record. The transcript has 2 exons. Bases 218 to 892 code for a protein of 224 amino acids.